Messenger RNA from Besnoitia besnoiti, 2154 nucleotides. RefSeq names its product phosphorylase family protein. Gene Ontology annotation, molecular function: uridine phosphorylase activity. The record is from RefSeq and is a predicted model, not a curated record. The coding region runs from base 1 to 2154 and encodes 717 amino acids. Gene Ontology annotation, biological process: uridine catabolic process. Lineage: Eukaryota; Apicomplexa; Conoidasida; Eucoccidiorida; Sarcocystidae. Gene Ontology annotation, cellular component: cytosol. The transcript has 8 exons.
AUGGAGUUGGAUUCGCGUAGCAGUGGCAGCAGCAGUGCCAGGCGGCCAAGCAGUAGAGCGGCCCCGCCCUUCGCUCACGUGGGCAGUAGUGGAGACCAGCACGCGGUGCACAGUGUAGGAAUUGUUUCCAGAGAUAAAGGCUCUGCGUCACUUUCCCCGCUGUCGGCGUCCGCAGCUAGAGGGCCUGCUGCGGAGCAUCACAGCUCGCUCUCUUUGGCGGAUUCCCGUGUUUCCCCUGAUGGAAGCAUCAAGAUAGACAAGAGGAUAAGCUCGGGCGGCCAGAGCUACAGCAGGCACACGAGACCUGGCGCCGAUGCCAGAGAUGGUAGUUUCGUUCAAAGAAGGAGUUUUGGUGAACCAUCUGCGACUCAGUCCUUCACUGACGGUGGAAGCAGCCUUGGAAGGCCAAGCCUCUUCAACUUAGACAACCACGAAGAAGUUUUGAGCGAUGAAAAGAGAAGUGUGCUCGCAGAAGACCCCAGCUUUCUUGCGGGGGUUGACGUCCCUGUAUUGGGUAGGCAAAACACGGGAAGAACCGCAUCGUCCAGCCAGUCGAAGAAUUCCUUAUGCGGCACGGGCAGCGGCAGCAUCUCUAGAAGAUGCCGAGACGGCACAAACGACCUAAACCCCAACGUGUCGGAGAGCGCUGUAGGCAUUCCUUUCCUGGGUGUUCAUGUGGAGGACCACAGUCGAAUGCCCCUGCCCAAUGGAGGUACAUCCCUUGGGGGACCCAGAUCGCUCGAUGAAACGUCAUCGAGUUUAGGAAAAAGAAACAUUUGCGGGAAUGUCUCGGGUCGGUCGAGAGAGACGCAGACUCGGGCCCUUGAGAACAACGCAGAUCUUCCUCCCUCGUUCCACGACAGCAAGGCCAAUAUUUUCAGUGGCAGUACCAGAAGUAACGUCGGCAGCGGAAGGUAUAGUGCCAGCACCGGAAGGCUCGCUUUCGACGAGAAAUUUGGAGAGCGAGAAAAAGAUGAGCGCUUUUUCAGGGACUCGAUGGUUUCUGCUGGAUCGACUGACUUCAUGGACGAGAAGGUCUCCAGGGUCAGCAGCGGCCCUGGAAAGAUCACCAGGAGGGAGAGUUACGACACCAGUAUCUCUGAGAGGGAUCUGCAGUGGGAUGCUUCUGGGGCAAAGCACUGGAACAGUAGCCGCGAAAUAAAAGUGGACAAAGAGUCUCUAAGAUCCGGGCUCGAGAGAAGAAGGAGCACUAAAGACGAGAGCCACCAGUUUGACGGCGAAGGAUCUACUACGAAUAGAGACAGAGGAAUGUACCCAGAUGAAGCAAAAGCAGUUCUACGUGAUGCACUCCUCCUUCCCGAUGGCCACGUCUAUCACUUAGGUGUGAGAAGGGGGGACGUUCACAAUCGAAUACUUACCGUCGGGCACGCCGCGCGCGCCGACCUCCUUGCCAACACCCUUCUUGAGGCGAAACGGAGUCGCCUCAGCCUCACGAGCUCUCGCUUCUUCAAAGUCCACUCAGGGUACUACAAAGGUGCCAAAGUUUCCAUCAUUGCCAUCGGCAUGGGCGCGCCUAUGGUCGAGCUUCUGAUGCGUGAAGUUUCGUACAUCACCGACGGCCCUCUUGCCGUCGUUCGUCUCGGAACUUGCUCUCUUCUCAAUCCUCGACUGCGCCCGGGAUGCCUCGUUGUCGCUACAAAGGGAAUCAUGGGCUGUUACAACGACUACACCUUCUUCGACGGGUCCAUGGAAGACGGAGCCAGAGUUAAGGGGCUAUCGCCAUAUGUCAUCACUCGCCCAUGCGCCCCUGACCCCGAGCUGUCAGCCCGCAUUGUGGAAAACGUUUCCAAAGCGAUCGACGACCCUGCGCUUCUUCACACGGGCCUUCAUGUCUCUGCGGAGAACUAUUACGCCUGUCAAGGGCGCAUUGACAAUUUAUUCAACGACAGGAACGAGAAACUGUUGGAUCAGCUUCUUUCACACGGCGUAGACAGCAUGGACAUGGAGAGCCACCAGCUGCUUCAUCUGGCAAACCGACGCUUCCAGCCUGUCAAGGCGGCUGCUGCGCAUAUCGGGAUUGCAAACAGAAUCAGCGACCAAUUUGCUCAUCCCAUAACACCUGAGGUUCUAAACAAGCAAGUCCUGCUCGCAGGGCGAGCGUGCCUAGAUGCGCUCGUCUCCGUACCUCUUUAA